GAGCCGGGAGUUCCCUCAUCGCUCCCUGCGCCUCGUAAGCUUCGAGGAGUCCCUCAGCUGCUUGCCGGAGCGCUUGCUCGGCCGCAGCAAGCAGGCACAGCAGGAGAAUAUUGUUCUCGAUACCGUGGAUAAUGCAGAUGGCUUGGAGCAGCUUGUGGUCGUUUGUGUUGGGCUGGAUGCUCCCAUUCAGCGCCACCUGGAAGACUUACAGACACGCUCACGGCUCUAUAGAGGCUUAACGAGAGCACAGCUCUUGGCCAUCGUGGUCAAUGAAAGGGUGCAGGGCGGUUGGUUAGAAUUUUUAGGCAUGGUGACAUUCUCUGAGUCCUCUGAUGAAGCGGUUGCAGAGAAGGAGUCUGUCCAAAGUAUCCAAAAGGCCGCUGCCAAAGUGCAUGAAGAAGCCUUGCAGACCGUGGUGGAGAGCCAUGCGGAGAGUUGUGAUGCUGACGCAGCGGCAGUGGGCGAUGACAGCAAAUUUUUAGACGAGUUUCUGGACGAGCCGAUGCCAGCGACCUCGACUGUCUGGGACACCAGCAGCAACACCAUGUCACAGCCGACAGCUUUGCUCUUCAACCCGUUUUUCAACGCAGAUGAGGUUCCGAUUGCCAUGUUCUCUGCGCGAUGGAAUGCAAGAAACAAAGGCAUCGAAAGGCUUUUUCGAGAUGUGCCCGAGCUGCUGCGUGGACGCUGUAUAAGAAUUCUCGGGGUAGACGCAGAGUCCCCUGAGAAGCUCAGAUAUUUCCAAAUGCUGAAGGCGAAAAGGGGCGUGAUGCUCGCAGUCUGCACAGCGGACUAUGGGGAGAUGGCUGGUCCUUACCCCACCAGCGCCGAGCUCACUUUUGCCCUCCAGCAUAAUGUGGAGAUCCUACCGCUGAAGGUGGAAGAGAUCUACCCGCCCCAGCCGCCCUCGGGCCCGGACCACCCUUUCGACAAGCAUCGACUUGCCGAAGGCCUCAUCAGAAAGGCCAUGCCGCCAAGCAAGGCGUACAUCGACUGCUGUGGCAAGACGAAGGACUGCCCUCAGCAC
Symbiodinium necroappetens is the source of this 1027-nucleotide messenger RNA. Lineage: Eukaryota; Dinophyceae; Suessiales; Symbiodiniaceae. The record is from the annotation of a GenBank genome assembly.